Molecule: messenger RNA, 1541 nt
Organism: Daldinia decipiens
Lineage: Eukaryota; Fungi; Ascomycota; Sordariomycetes; Xylariales; Hypoxylaceae
Product: glycoside hydrolase family 64 protein
Exons: 2
Coding region: 251-1519 (422 amino acids)
Source: RefSeq, a predicted model, not a curated record
GUUGCCCCCUCUAACAAGGAAUCUCGAGCACAUGCCCGCAAAAUCUACCUCUAGACUUAGGAGUCUCUUGGAACUCCUAUACUCCUAGCUGUAUAUCUAAAGCUCAUCUCACAUUUAAAUCCAAAGGAAGUUUACAUGUUCUCAGAAUUUUAAAUGUAAUCCCAUACACCUAUCGGCUGAAGUUAGCUCGGCUUCGACUUACUUGCGUCUAUAACUAUACGUGCUCUGGUAGACUAGGAAAUCCGGCAAGAUGACGAACCCUACAACCGCGAUAGCUAUCAAGAACAACACGGGCUCGUCCCAGGCAUACGCCUAUAUCACCGGCCUAGACCUGAACAACAACAACGUCCCGCUGUUCAUCCAAGCCGAUGGCACGACCGUGUACCGGCCCUCAUCGCCGUCUGCGCCCCAGUCGGCUCUCGAAGCCGACGUCUCUAUCCCGCUCGGCGAGCCCGGUGCCUUGACCUCCGUCACGAUACCCCAGAUCGCUGGCGGCCGCAUCUGGUUCAGCACAGGCUCCAAGCUGACGUUCCUGCUGAACCCGGGCCCGGCCGUCGUCGAGCCUAGCGUGACCAACUCCGCGGACCCCAACUACAACAUCUCAUGGGGGUUUUGCGAGUUCACGUACAACUCGCAGCAGCUCUUCGUUAACAUCAGCUACGUGGACUUCGUGGGCCCGCUUCCCAUCGCCCUCGAGCUGCGCAACACCGCGGGCAACGUCCAGACCGUCCAGGGCAUGCCCGCGGGCGGGCUGGACACGGUGGCCGACAAGCUGACGCAGCAGAACGCGGCAGACGGCGCCGGCUGGGAUAAGCUGAUCGUGAAGGGGCCCGACGGCAAGACGCUGCGCGCGCUGAGCCCGAACAGCGGGCGCGUGGCCGACGCGAACUUGUUCCAGGGGUACUACGACGACUACGUCAACCGCGUGUGGAGCAAGUACGCGUCGACCGACCUGACGAUCAACACGCAGGCCUCGUGGGGCGACGUCACCGGGCGCGUGCAGGGCGACCUGCUGACGUUCCCGAACGUGGGCUCCUUUGCGAAGCCCAGCGCCGGCGACAUAUUCAGCUGCUCGACGGGGCCGUUCGGUAGCUACCCCGAGAACACGCGCGACCAGAUGGGCGCGCUGGGCGCGAGGAUCGCCGCCGCGUUGAAUCGCUCGACGUUGCUGGAUGAUGCGAAGCAGCCGGACGGGGAGAAGAUUGCGAAUUACUAUAAGACUAGCCCGACGAACCAUUAUGCGCGUAUUACCCACGAAGUCAACCUCGACGGCCGCGGCUACGCCUUCCCGUACGACGACGUGGUGCCCUCGGGCGACGCGGGCCCAGACCAGGCCGGCACCGUCUUCGACGCCAACCCGGAGCUGCUGACCGUGACGAUCGGCGGACCGACUUCAAACGGCGGCAAGGAUAAGGACGGCGGCGGGGACAAGACGAAGACCCCGAGCACGACGCCUGCUUGGCUGAGCAAGCUGAAGAGCUGGCUUGACGCGCUGAAGAAGAUGCUGCAUAUCCAGUAGGAGGGCUUGGUUGUUCUGCAUG